GUGUGGUGAGAGAAUUGGGGAAAGUGGUGUGUGUUGCUUGGAGUGGAACUGAGCUGCUCAUGGUUUGCCCACCGUCGUAUAAAAGUCGAAGACAUCCAUUGAGGCACCAUCAGUGAACUUGCUGGUUUCACACACGGCACACAAAACGGAUUAAUUCUCCUACUAUGAGACUUUUGGGUAUCGCGUGUCUCUGUGCCCUGGUGCUCUUGGCCCAUGCCGAGGAUGCAAAGAAGGUGACGGAGGCGGACAGCAAGCCUGCAGAGAGUGCUGCUGAGAAGAAGCAGGACAAGCGCGGUCUGCAUGGCUUUGGGUCUGGCUAUGGAUCCCAUGACUUUGGCGGUGAUUUCGGUAGCCACGGCGGCUUCGAUGGUGGCCACGACUUUGGUGGCUACAGCGACGGUGGCCACGAUUUCGGUGGCCAUGAAUCCCAUCAUCAUCACGAGAAGACCAUCACAGUGGUGAAGAAGGUCCCCGUCCCAUAUCCCGUCACCAAGCACAUCCCCGUACCAGUGGAGAAGCAUGUGCCAGUGCCAGUGAAGGUUCCUGUUCCCCAUCCCUACCCAGUGGAGAAGGUGGUCCACUACCCAGUCAAGGAAAUCGUCAAAGUACCAUACAAGGUGCCCCAACCCUACCCAGUGGAGAAGAAGGUCCCAUACCCAGUUCAUGUGCACGUUGAUCGCCCAGUGCCUGUGAAGGUCUUCGUGCCACAGCCAUACCCUGUGGAGAAGAAGGUCCAUGUUCCAGUCAAGGUGCCCGUGCCAGCUCCAUACCCAGUUGAGAAGAAGGUCCACUACCCCGUCAAGGUGCCCGUGCACGUCCCCAAGCCCUACCCAGUUGAGAAGAUCAUCCAUGUGCCCGUGAAGGUGCACGUUGAUCGCCCAGUGCCUGUUCAUGUGCCCAAGCCCGUGCCUGUGCACGUUGAGAAGCCUGUCCCAUAUCCAGUUGUGAAGAAGGUCCCAUACCCAGUUCAUGUGCCCGUUGACCGACCAGUCCCCGUUCACAUUGAGAAGCCUGUGCCAGUUCAUGUUAAGGUACCCGUGCCCCAUCCUUACCCAGUUGAGAAGCACAUCCCCUACCCAGUUGAGAAGACCGUGCCCUACCCCGUCAAGGUGCCCGUUGAGCGCCCCGUGCCCGUGCACAUUGAAAAGCACGUCCCUGUUGUGCACACCAAGCAUGUGCCCUACCCCGUGAAGAUCCAUGUGCCCGUGCACCAUGAGGAGCAUCAUCAUCACCACGAAGAUGGUGGUCAUGGACUGUCUUCCCACCUCUCAGACCACACCCUCGACUUCGGAGGACACGGUGGAGAUCUCGGUGGGCACGGUGGUGAUUUCGGAGGUCACGGUGGGGACCUCGGAGGACAUGGUGGAGACUUUGGCGGUGAUCAUCAAGGUUUCGAGGAUCACGGUCUGUCCGGUGGCUAUGAACAUCAAGAACAUGGACACCAUGACUUCGGAUCGCACCAUUAAGGCGCUAUCAAACAAUUGUGAUUUUGUCAACUUGUCUUCUUCAUCAACCCCCCACCCCCACAUACCUCCCCUGCCUUCGCAUACAUCGCCUCUCCACACCUCAGUACCUAUUUAAUUGAUCAUCGAGACCAUCUUUCGUUCGAAUUUCGCGUACAACCAUCGACUGUGUGCUGCAAAAGCGAAGAAACAAGUCCACUUUUUUGUGUAAAGAAAAAUAAUUUGUAAAACUGUUUUUUUGUAUAAUAGUUACUAUAAAAUAGUAUUUUGUUUUUUGUAAUAAAACAAGACGCUGAAAAUACCAAAAAAAAA
Lutzomyia longipalpis is the source of this 1775-nucleotide messenger RNA. RefSeq lists its product as uncharacterized. The transcript has 2 exons. The record is from RefSeq and is a predicted model, not a curated record. Lineage: Eukaryota; Metazoa; Arthropoda; Insecta; Diptera; Psychodidae. Bases 165 to 1466 code for a protein of 433 amino acids.